AAAGAGGUUCGCGCUUAAAGUAAUUUUCACACGUUGGGUGAGGCAUAUUCUUCGUCAGUGUCACAAAUAAAGAGGACAAAAAUUUUGUGAAAUAACAGAAUUGUGGAGAAAAGAAAGUAUUUUAGUGAAGAUGAAAUUGAUUAAGCGAGGCUGGUUCUAUCUCGUCGUUAUUCUCGUGCUCCUCAGCCUCUUCACAGAGGAGACAGAGGCCAGGAGGAAGGUGCUUCGAGGACGUCGCGUCAUGACACGCAGCUAUAAACGUGGUCUCCCCAUUCCCGCCUGGGCCAUCAUUGUGGCAGUGGCGCUGGCAAAUCUGAUUGUGGGUGGUAUCCUCUAUGCCGUCAUGUACAGAUUCGUCCUGUCAAAAGAUGUUUCCAGUCAAAAUUCCUACACCCCAGCCCGAACCAUGGAAGACUCAUAUGUAGCUUGAGAAGCGUGCCACCCAUUUAAACACCACAGACAGAUUAAUUAAAACUAAUUUAAUAUACCGAAUUCUCUAUUCAUCUAAUUGUACUAAUAAGCCCGACACCAUCCUGUUAAACAGUCUGCUGAUUUUUUUUUAUUAAAAAAAAACUUUAAACAAGUGUAAA
Phlebotomus papatasi is the source of this 590-nucleotide messenger RNA. RefSeq lists its product as uncharacterized. The transcript is spliced from 3 exons. NCBI's taxonomy places the organism in Eukaryota, Metazoa, Arthropoda, Insecta, Diptera, Psychodidae. The record is from RefSeq and is a predicted model, not a curated record. The coding region runs from base 131 to 430 and encodes 99 amino acids.